GCUAAGAUUGUAAACAUUGGCCGAAGCCAGAAGUUUCUCUGGCGCCGGUGGUGCUGUGAGGGUUUCGCUCGUCCGUGGCGUUAAUUGUGAGGUGAUUGGUUUCUGUGCGAAACGGUGCUCUUAAAUGCCUUCGAAAGGCGAAGAUAUACUAAAUGGAUUUAAGCUGAAUUGGAUGAAUUUGAGAGAUGCUGACACCGGCAAAAUGCUUUGGCAAGGGACCGACGAUCUGUCUAAACCGGACGUUGAACACGAAGCUAGAGUUCCUAAGAAGAUAUUAAAAUGCCGUGCCGUGUCCCGAGAGAUCAAUUUCUCAUCUGUCGAGUCGAUGGAAAAAUUUCGACUCGAGCAAAAGGUUCUUUUCAAAGGGCGGUGCCUGGAAGAGUGGUUUUUUGAGUUUGGCUUCGUCAUCCCCAAUUCCACCAAUACGUGGCAGUCAUUAAUAGAGGCAGCGCCCGAAUCUCAGAUGAUGCCUGCCAACGUAUUGAAUGGGAAUGUUGUAAUAGAGACGAAGUUUUUCGAUGACAACCUUCUUGUGAGCACGUCCAAGGUUCGCCUGUAUUACAUCUGAGCCCCAGGCAUGAUGUUUGGCAUGGCACUUGGGAAUCCUGCAGCGACACCUUCAUCACCGCUGCCUCUCCCUGAGCUCACAUCUGUGGCGUCUCGAACAAACAAUAGUUUCUCCAUUGCUUGCAUUUUUAUUCCCAGAUUGCCAAACAGCUUCCGCUUUUUACGCAUUAUUUUUUCCUCCACCUUUUAUCAUUUUUUUCUGACCAUUUCUGGAACCAGUGAUGAAAGUCAUUUUUUAUACUAAGCUUUGUUGCAUUGGUGACCAAUUUGCUACAUUUUUCCCCCCAUCAUUUGUACAUAGUAUUUUGUUGAUGAGCCACGAGUUGUGUGGCUGAUGAGUAUUUAAGAUUUUGUCUGUUUCGUUUCUUCGGUUCUUGUUGUCCGAGUGUUGUUUGUUGUUGAUUGCGCUGAAAGCCCAUGCCAGUGCAGAGUGAGAGAUAGAAAUGAGCAGCUGCAACGGGCAUGUUAUGUUCACCUUGUGCUAUUCCAAUUUAUGUAGCUGCCGUUAUGGAAACUUGUAGUGUCCACUUAUUUUGGGUUCCUCCAAACCCUCAUGUUGUGGUUUCGCAGCUGCACUAGUCCAGACGAGUGUAAACAAGGCAGGAUGAUCGUGAUGCAAAAAAAAAAAAAUGUUGCCUCCUGUAGCUUUCUCGCACAUUUGUGAUGCUUAUUAUGCUGCUGCUUGUUUCUGCAAUGCAGGAAGUAAAAUGCGAGAGGUAUCGUGUGCUGCUCUGGCUUCAGGGAGCAGCAACCAGUGCAGAGUGCAUUUCAUGUGAAGUUUUACCAGUUCAACCUUCAAAUUUUAAAAUGUUCUUUCUAACCCUGUAACUCCCAGCAUCGUUGAAGAAGUGCGCAAACAAAAUGCCUAAAGAUUAUUGUUUUUUAUGUUCUGCCAAUUCUUUUUUUAUUUUUAUACCCGAGAUUCACAAGGUACCAUACACAUACUUCAAAAAAGAAGCUUUGCCAUCAGCACUUGUGAUGCUUCAAAUACAUUAAUCUGAACAGAUGAUAAGAAAAUCUAUUAUGUGACGCACCAGAUAUAUUUCACAAGUACUGGGACUCGAGUGCAGACCCGAAACAAUUUUUAUACAGCUAGGUUGGUCAUUGGCAAGCAAAACAAAGGACCAAGGUGAAAAGCUGCAGCCUGAUUCAGUAGGACUUGCAGUGGUAUUGCUACAAACUUCUAGGAAAAGUACACUUCAGGCUUGGGAGUUCAAAGGUUUCAAAACACUUCAGUGAGUAUGCUGGGUCCAAAACAGUGGUUGGCACACCAGUGUUGAUGCUUUUUACCCGUAAAUGUGUGGUUAGGCAUCUUUCCUUCGAAGCCUCAUUGCCUGAGACAUGGUGCCUCAUGCGUCGUUGAAAUUCUGGAUUAUGCAUGCUGCUCAAGCAUUUUCCCUCAUUCUGUGUGUGUGUGGCACUUGAAAUAGACCUGUAUGCACUUGGCUUGUUGUUAGAAGGACGCUGAAGCUGAAACGAGAUUGGUCAAGUGCAUUGUAUAGGAUAACAAAUUAGUCCAUCUUUGUGGAAGCAGAGGCUCAGCAAGCUGUAAAGGUUGCAAAAAUGAUAUGACCUGUGGCAACAUCUCCUUCCGGUUCCUGAACCUUAGCUGCCCGGUGUGAUGAUUUUUGACAGAUCAUCUUGUGGCUAUGUGGUUGUUUGUACCAGUGAAUAUUGCAUAAAUUAAGCAAAGGAAAGCUUUUCUGACACUCCUCCUUCCUCAUUAUAUAUAUAUAUAUAUAUAGGCUCCGAUAUGUGCAAAUUCCACGGCAUCCUUGAUGUCGUCUAUGGUUUGGAUGUGAAGUGCGAAGUGAAAUUUGACCUUCUGCGUUCUGCACUGCUAAAUUACUUUUUUUUUCUUUCUUCUCCCUCGCCAGGAAAAUGCACAGUUACAGCAUAGGCUCGUGUAAGGGCCGCACGUCCAACUUGGCAGCCCAAAAUUUCGAGAAAAAUAUUGCAGUGAAGAAGUAAUUGCAUUCGUUAACCUGAUGCCGCGUGCGCACAUCCGCGAAUUUUUGCUUGCUGCAUACUUCCGCAUGCCGCUAAUAGAUGGUGAGAGCUGCGCGUUGACCUCUCAUGCUAUUGGGUACAUCUGGGCAUCCGGGAUGUGCACAAGCCAAGGCUGUGCUGGCACCAUUUUGACGAAAAGGUUCGGUCCCAUGUAAGGAGGUGCAUCUCACCAAAAGUGUGAAAAAAAAAGUGCAGCCCUUACGCGAGUCUAUACAGUAGUUCUGAAAAAACUGCCGCACUAUAUUAAAGUGAGCUGGUGUUUGCCUUCAGCGUCCCUUUAACACUUGCCGCUCACUUCAUUGAUGAGCAUUGUCAUCACUGUUUGAGGAGUGCAUCAAAGCCAUAGAGACAAUGUUUCGGAAAGGGCCCUGCCUGCUGCAAACCAUGUGUGAAGUUUUGUCAACCAGUUUUGAGAAGGCUUCAAUCCUGUGAUAACCUAAGUUUACCAUGCUGAUCCAGCGGCUAACAAACAGUGCCAGCUCCACGCAUCGCUUGCCACCUUCACAAAAUAAUUAAAUCUGCGUGUAUAACUGGUCAUUGAAAGCAAGAGGCAUCAUGUACAUAGAUAUUGUUCUUUGUGUUGAGCCCACUGUGUGUUCUGUAGCAGUUGUAACACAGGCUGUCACUACUUUUAACGUGGUAUCCGUAACCAUGUUACGACUCCACAGAAGAAAAAAAAAUGUAUUUUCAUGUUUGCAAGCAGAUUGUGGUGUACUGAGAUCCACCAUCUACUUAGAAGAGCACAUUCCAGUUAGACUGCACUUAGGCUUGUCUGUUUGUACUGCUCUCAUCGUGUCACGAGCCUCACAGCUUUUUUUGUACCAUGUGCUGUCCAUAGGGUUUGUUAUAGUUACAUAGAGGGAAAACUAGCGCUGAUGUGCCAUUGUAUGCAUGGGAACACUGGAACGCAGAGGCCUCAGAUUGCCGCCUUUCUUGGAAAGCCAGGACAAUUUAAGGACAUGUAGACACUGUUUCAUAGACUCAAUGGCCCAUUCUUUGCUAAACCAGCAUGUAAUAUGUUCAUUUUUCCUUAUCUACAUAAAAAAAUCAUGCUUUGUUCUAAUUAAAUCGUGGGAACUCAUGCUUAUUGGAGCUAAUGUAUUGAAUGCGAACAGUGCCAGCGGCUGCUAAAUUUGUGUAAUAAUUACAAUCUGUUUGUGUUUCCUAAUGAAUAACGAAAAGUGCAUUAUGGUGAAACAGACACUGUUGAUUAUUUGAAAAAAGCAUUAUUUCUGUGGAAAUGACCAUGCUUUAAGCCAAGCCACAUUCAAGAUGAGUAUCACACACCCACAUCUGAACAUUUCCAUGGUGGCACACUGGAAACUCACACAAAUGGUAGUGCCAGAUUUUCCUCUAGGUAAUAUAUGAAACUCUAAGGUGCUUGCUGUCUACACCUCAACAUGCCACAUUUAGGACGGCCUAACAGUCUUUUCCACGUUUGAUGGCCCCAGCUGUUGUGAGAAUAUACAUAGUUGCUUCUUUCUCUCGCCCCCCCUUUUUAUUAGUUAUCGUAGUACAAAUUUCUGGUGUAUUUUUGGCACAGCAUCAUGUCUCUGCUUUUAAUGCUGUGUAGUGACUGCAGCCAAAGAUUCCUUUCAUGGAACCACCCAUUUAUGCAGGCAUCUCAUGACACAAUUUUUCGGCCAUGAUGAUGGCAUGGUUUGCUCGUGGCAUGAAAUAGGCACACAGAUGCCAUGGUGAGACGUGUUCUGUUCAGUUGCCACGUGAUGUUUGAUCUGUAGAUUCCAGUCAUAAAUCAUGUUUCGAACAGGCUGGCUACAUCUGUAUUAGUAAGACUAAAUUUGUUCUUUCCAUUCAAAAAUUUAAAUGAGAGUUAACCAGCUGUCAAGCAACAGCAGUUUGCUGCUGCUUCUUUUUUCCCCUCCGUUUUCUUUAACUUUGAUAAAGCAUGCAGGCAUUUAGGUGCCAGGUUUUUUUUAGGAAAUUUCACUACAGAACGCUCUUAAGAAUUUUGGCUGCUGCUUAAUGUCUGGCCAGUUUGUUUUAAGUGGGUUAUAUUAGCUGGUAUUGCAAAAAAAAAAAAAAUGUCAUCAGACAAGCUGCAAAUGCUGCAAAGAAAAUAUACAGUGGGAACAUUCAUUACUGUGCAGGAAAAGCCAUCCCAUUGGCAUAUUUGAGGCGAUCAUCAGGUUUUUGUUGCAGGUUUAUAUACAAGGCUUGAAAGUGCGGACCGUGACAAUUGUUGCACAAAAGAGAGCAAUAAAUUUGGUUUUCAACAAUA
Dermacentor albipictus is the source of this 4819-nucleotide messenger RNA. It is a transcript of the gene PrBP, whose product is annotated as Prenyl-binding protein. NCBI's taxonomy places the organism in Eukaryota, Metazoa, Arthropoda, Arachnida, Ixodida, Ixodidae. Gene Ontology annotation, biological process: sensory perception of light stimulus. Gene Ontology annotation, cellular component: cytoplasm. The record is from RefSeq and is a predicted model, not a curated record.